This is a messenger RNA of Procambarus clarkii (red swamp crayfish), 1746 nucleotides long. NCBI's taxonomy places the organism in Eukaryota, Metazoa, Arthropoda, Malacostraca, Decapoda, Cambaridae. The record is from RefSeq and is a predicted model, not a curated record.
AGGACUCACCAAGGAGAGUUAGGCGACUUCCUGCUGUCCGAGUCCGGCGUUGAUGUCGACCACUAGAGUGGGCGGCCUGGAGGAAGAAGGGCGGCAGGUAUGCCGCCCGUCUCUGUCGCUCCCACGAAUAAUACACACGAAAGGCGAGGCGUGACCACACCCCCAUCACCCACACGCGCCUCCCGGCUGCCCUUGUCGGCGUCGUGGUCACCACCAACACACACGGACCUGCGGGGUACAAGGUGGACACGAUGAAUCCUCGCUGGAAUCUUGCUCGAAUGUAUCGCAGAAGCGUAUGCAGCCCGACAAAUGCGGCUGGAUCUGGAGUUACUGAUGAGCACGCCCAAGCAAUACCAGCCACAGCGCCAAAGUAUUUGUCCCCUCACAACGCAGAAAGCUUUCUUCCCGGAGACUAGUGGACAGCAGUCUCCUAGCCACGAGUCCACCAUCGCCAGUAUCAAAUGCCAAUCACCCUGCGAGCGCGCCAUCGCCAGACUAGACCGCAACUUGCCCCGCCGGCUGGACCGCUUUGCACCCUCCAGGCGUACCAUCGCCAGCAGCAGAGAACUGUUCCGUCGAGCACCUCUGGCAAAGAAUACCGACUCCUCUUGUCCCGAGGAGUCGAACCCGAAGGAAGUACCUACCGUGGGUUGGAAGGACUUUUUCCGGUUAGCUCUACGUAAGAUGACGUCGUUUUGCUAGGAGGAGGCUGACACCUGUGCACUUUCUCCGCUGAAGUCUUUCAUGAACCAUCGACCGUCGCAUCACCAGCCUACGGAUAAACCUACGGAUAUUCAUUUAAUCCACUGAAGUGCUGCUAUAGUUAAUUGUUCACACAGUAAAGAAGACUAUAAUGGCACCUCAAGAUCAACUUCCUGAUCAACUCAUACUUCCUGAUCAACUCACACUUCCUGAUCAACUUAUACUUCUUGAUCAACUCACAUUUCCUGAUCAACUCACACUUCCUGAUCAACUUCACACUUCCUGAUCAACUUCACACUUCCUGAUCAACUUCACACUUCCUGAUCAACUUCACACUUCCUGAUCAACUUCACACUUCCUGAUCAACUUCACACUUCCUGAUCAACUUCACACUUCCUGAUCAACUUCACACUUCCUGAUCAACUUCACACGUCCUGAUCAACUUCACACUUCCUGAUCAACUUCACACUUCCUGAUCAACUUCACACUUCCUGAUCACCUUCACACUUCCUGAUCAACUUCACACUUCCUGAUCAACUUCACACUUCCUGAUCAACUUCACACUUCCUGAUCAACUUCACACUUCCUGAUCAACUUCACACUUCCUGAUCAACUUCACACUUCCUGAUCAACUUCACACGUCCUGAUCAACUUCACACUUCCUGGUCAACUUCACACGUCCUGAUCAACUUCACACUUCCUGAUCAACUUCACACGUCCUGAUCAACUCACACUUCCUGAUCAACUCACACUUCCUGAUCAACUUCACACGUCCUGAUCAACUCACACUUCCUGAUCAACUCACACUUCCUGAUCAACUUCACACUUCCUGAUCAACUUCACACUUCCUGAUCAACUCACACUUCCUGAUUAACUCACACUUCCUGAUCAACUUCACACUUCCUGAUCACCUUCACACUUCCUGAUCAACUUCAUACUUCCUGAUAUUACUUUGGCAAAAAGUUUUGCUUGGAGAGGAUGUGAAGAGUUAUGUACUCUUUUUAAUGUGUUAAAGUUUUAUUAUAGGCAGUAAAAUACAUGUAA